This is a messenger RNA of Gaeumannomyces tritici R3-111a-1, 1872 nucleotides long. Its product is annotated as MFS transporter. The coding region runs from base 150 to 1736 and encodes 528 amino acids. Gene Ontology annotation, biological process: transmembrane transport. The record is from RefSeq and is a predicted model, not a curated record. Gene Ontology annotation, cellular component: membrane. NCBI's taxonomy places the organism in Eukaryota, Fungi, Ascomycota, Sordariomycetes, Magnaporthales, Magnaporthaceae. The transcript has 4 exons. Gene Ontology annotation, molecular function: transmembrane transporter activity.
GAUGAACCUGCACAGUCACCGCCAAACAAGCCUUUGGGAAGGUUUGUACAUUGUUUGGACUCGAACGCGGCGGUCGAGAACGGCCGCUCGGGCCGACUUGAACCCUGCCGCGGGGUUGGCGAGUUGGGGUCUGGAUUUGACUUUUCGUCAUGCUACUUUCUCUCCCGAUGGCCUCUGAAUCAACACUCUCGAGCUCGUCUCGAACGCCCAUUGGAGAAACGUCGCCACUCCUCGGAACUCCCGGCCCGGCAUCAAGAAUGGAAGAGCGCAAGACUCCGGCCGGACGAGAAGGUCAGCGGCCCGAGAGUACAGGGGCCGCCGGGGAUCUGAGCGACGACGAGCUCGAGCCAUCAACCCCGCGUGUGGACAUGAGCGAGGAGCAUCGCUCCGAGGUGGAGCGGCGACUCGUACGGAAGUUGGACAUGCUGCUGCUCCCGCCGCUGUGGCUGCUCUAUGUCUGCAACUAUCUCGAUCGAAACAACAUCGCACAGGCGAGGCUGAGCACCUUCGAGCGCGACCUCGGGCUGGUCGGCAACCAGUUCAAUGUGGCCGUGUCGAUCCUCAAUGUUGGCUACAUGGUGAUGCAGCUACCGUCCAACAUGAUGCUCGCCCGCACCAGGCCGUCCCUCUACAUCCCGGCCUGGGUGGCCCUCUGGUCGUGCGUGUCGGCGGCCACCGCGGCCGCCAACAGCUUCGGCCACCUGGUCGCCAUCCGGUUCUUUCUCGGCUUCGUCGAGGCCCCAUUUGCUCCCGGCGCCAUCUACCUCCUCAGCUGCUGGUACCCGCGCCGCGAGCUGGCGACGCGCCAGGCCGUCAUGCUGACGGGGCUGCCCCUCGCCACGGCCUUCUCGGGCCUAAUCGCGGCGGGGGUGUUUGCGAGCCUCGAGGGCGCCAGGGGGCUGGCCGGCUGGCAGUGGCUGUUUGUCAUCGAGGGCGCCGCGAGCCUUUUCGUGGCGUUUCUGUCGCUUGUGCUGCUGCCCGACUUCCCGGGCCAGAAGCGCUGGGGCGUCAUGGCCUGGCUGCUGACGGACGAGGAGGAGGCGGUGGCGAUAGAGAGGAUGAAGAGGGAUCGCGUGUCACUCCCCGCGAGGGAGGCGGGAGUUCUAAAAGGGCUGAUGAUUGCUGUAAAGGAUGUCCGCACCUGGAUAUUUGUCUUCAUGACGCUCGCUGGACAUAGCGCGUAUGGAUUUAUCAACUUCUUCCCGACCAUUGUCAGAGGCUUCAAGCUCGGCAGCAACACCCUGACCCUGAUCCUGACCGCGCCCCCGUACCUCGCCGCGGCCGUCGUUUCGCUCCUUCUGGCAAUAUCCAGCGACCGCCGCGACGAGCGGGGCUGGCACAUCUCAAUCCCUCAGGCCGUCGCCUGCGUCGGCUUCGCCAUCACGGCGGUGACAGUCAACGGACCGGCCCGGUACGCGGCCGCGUUCCUGUACGUGUGCGGCACCUUCACGACGGUGGGCAUCGUGUUCGCAUGGGCGUCGUCGACGCUGGGGGAGACGCCCGAGGAGCGCGCCUGCGCCAUCGCCAUCGUCAGCCCGCUCAGCCAGCUGGGCAACAUCUGGAGCCCCUACUUCUUCCCGUCCUCGGAUGGGCCGCGCUUCCUGAUGGCGAACCUGCUGAUGCUGUUCUUCUCGGCCCUUGUUGUCGCCAUAUGCCUGGGCCUCAAGGUGCUGCUGAGAAGGGCGAACAAGAGGCUGAAGGAGGAAAAGGCAGAUGCGGUCUUGUAUACACUGUAAGCGGGAGCUGUUGCUGGAUUCGGGAGUCUGAAGUGGACAUGCAGGAAGGGUUCAAUGGUUUUGGGAUAGAAAUAGAUCUUGUCGAGCUCUGUUCUAGAAAAGGGCUCUGGAGUAUGAAAGAAGCCCCCCCCCCNCC